GCCAAUAAAAAAACAGCGCGGAUGGACACAAUCUGGCGCAUGCGCACUCAAAACUAUUUGAUGAGAGCGGGUGAGCGGAUCCGCCGCUAGAGCUGCCGGGGCGUCGGUGGGUUGGUCCGUGUUGUGCGAGUCGAGUGUCCGUCGAAGCAUUCGCGAAACGUCUCUCCGGCCCCGUUGGAGCGUCGGAUUAAAGCGGGCUCGUCGUGGUCAGCGCCUGGGUGAGCAGAGCGCCUCUACGGGGAGGCCAUGGCGCAAGAGAAGGAGGAGAAGUCCCCGGAGAAUGGGCCCCCUGAGUCCAGUCCCUCGAGCAAGUCCCGGCGCUCGGGCGUGCUCAGGGGACGGGCCAGCACGGCCUGCCGUGUCCACCUGUUGGACGGGUCUGACUACGAGUGCCAGGUGGACCGCAAGGCCACGGGAGAGGACGUCUUCGACCGUGUCUGCGAGUAUGUGAACCUGCUGGAGCGGGACUACUUCGGACUCACCUACCGGGAUGCCGAGGACACGCGGAACUGGGUGAACCUGGAGAAGAACCUCGCAAAGCAGAUAAAACGCCGGCCGUGGGAGAUGUCCUUCGAGGUGAAGUUCUACCCCCCGGACCCAUCCCAGCUGCAGGAAGACAUCACCAGGUAUCAGCUGUGUCUCCAGAUCCGGGACGACAUCCUUUCUGGAAAGCUGCCCUGCUCGUUUGUGACGCACGCCCUGCUGGGGUCGUACCUGGUCCAAGCGGAGCUGGGGGACUUUGAGCCGGAUGAUCACGGCCGCAACUACCUGUCGGAGUUCCGCUUCGCCCCCAGCCAGACCCCCGAGCUCGAGGACAAGGUCAUGGAGCUCCACAAGCAGCACAAGGGCCAGACCCCGGCGGAGGCGGAGCUGCACUACCUGGAGAAUGCGAAAAAGCUGGCCAUGUACGGGGUGGACCUCCACCAGGCCAGGGACUCUGAGGGCGUGGACAUCACGCUGGGCGUCUGCUCCUCGGGGCUUCUGGUGUACCGGGACCGGCUGCGCAUCAACCGCUUUGCGUGGCCCAAGAUCCUCAAGAUCUCCUACAAGCGCAACAACUUUUACAUCAAGAUUCGCCCGGGGGAGUUUGAGCAGUUCGAGAGCACCAUCGGCUUCAAGCUGGCCAACCACCGGGCCGCCAAGCGCCUCUGGAAGGUCUGCGUGGAGCACCAUACCUUCUUCAGGCUGAUGUCCCCGGAACCUGCCCCGAAGCCUCGGCUGUUCCUGCCAAGGUUCGGCUCCAAGUUCCGGUACUCGGGACGCACCCAAUACCAGACGCGCCAGGCGAGCUCUCGCAUCGACCGGCCCCCGCCGCACUUCGAGCGCACCCUGAGCAACAAGCGCUUCUCCUCUCAGACCCUGGGCUUCCCCCCAAGGGACAGGCCAGCCCUCUCGGAGGAGAGCAAGAGGCACACCCUCGCAGGUCCCCCCACGCGUCGGACUCCGAGCGAGGAGCGUCCCGGCCAGGAGCAGCUGUCGCGGCUGUCUGCCAAGGCGGUAGCCCAGGGGGCUAAGCUGAGGGACGCCGAGCAGGACAAGGACAAGAAGGAGCCCAAGAAGCAGAUCCCCGUGGGGGGCGUGGCCGUGAUGCUGCCCAUGGAUGCCAAGAAGCUGGGCCACCCAGAAACGAAGGCGCAGGAGCGCAAGACGGCUGCGGCACCGGAGAAGGGGGCCCCGGCCAAGAAGGAGGACGAGGCAGUCCGGGCCAAGAAGGAGGACGAGGCGGCUCGAGGGGACGGGCCCGCUCCCGACGGGGCCAAGAAGAAGGCGUCCCCAACGGGAGGGGUGCGGGUGAUCCGCCUGGAGGACCCCGGCACGGGGGUGACGCGGGAGGUGUACGUCACUGGCAAGGAGUCUCCCCACGGGGGUGCCAAGGGGGUCCCAAAGGGACUCAAGGAGGGCUCGGGCCCGCUGGUGUCCCGGCUGGGGGCCGAGGAGGAGGAGCGCCGGGAGCAGCUGCGCCCCACCAAGUCGGAGACGCGACUGGAGGGCUUCUCGGAGAAGGGCAUCAAGGACCAGGAUGUGACGCGGCUGGCCCUGGCAAGGUCCCGGGAAAAGCUGGCGCCGUUGGCUGAACUCGGGGAGGGGGCCGGCUACCGCAAGGGGGCCCCCGGGGCCCCCGAGGCCCCCUUCUGGCCCCCCACGGGCAAGGCCCGAGAGGGAGAUGGGGCAGCCCCCGCGACGAGCACCCCGCGGCCGGCGGGGUCGCGGCCGGGCUUCGUCACCAAGCAGGCGGGGCCCUGCACCAAGGAGUACACGUACCAAGUGGAGCCCCAGGACCCCCGGCGGCCUUACAGCCCCACCCGGGGAGGCUUCAACUACACCCCACCCGUGAGCCCCGAGGGAACGGGGGCCGGGGGGGGCCCACCCGGGGCGGAGGCCCCCGCCCGGCAGGCGAAGGGGCUGGCCUUCACGUACUCCCCGACCCGGGAGGCCCCCCCCAAGGGACCCAAGGGUCCCAAGGGGCCCAAGGAAGGGGGCCUGGACUCCUCCUCGGGCUCGGCCUCCUCGGAGAGCAGCCUGGACGAGUACAGGGAGGAGAAGCCCACGCCCUCCCGCAUCCCCACCAAGAAGGGCCAGAAAGACCCCCUGGCCACCCGGCCCGUGGUGGUCGGGGUGGUCCCCUCCAGGUCCCCCACGUCCCCCACCAAGAAGGGCCCACCCACCUCUCCCACCAAGGAGGGCGGCAAGCUGCCGUCCCGCAUCCCGACGCACCCCGGGAGUCCCCCGGGCACGGGGCAGUGGAGCGCCACGAGCGUGUCGGUGGGGCGCCUUCCGGAGGGCGAGGCCGGGGCCCAGCCGCAGCGCAUCAUGUCCCAGCAGGUGUCCCGCACCGCGCGGGUGGUGGCCGUGCCCCUCGACGAGCUGCCUAUUGUGAAGACGGAGGCGGUGAAGUAUGAGCCCCGGUCGGCCCCGAGCGGGGGUACCAUGACGACGACGGUGCCAGUGGUGUCCACGGAGACGCGCAAGGUGGCCUACCAGGUGGACCAGGGGGCCGGGCCGGACCGGGCGCCCACGGGGGCCACCUAUGCCGCCACCAAGGUGACCACCAGCGACGUGCCCCCCCACGACAUCGUCGAGCAGGAGGGCGAGGUGGUCAGCUCCCAGACCAUCUCGAGCAAGACACGCACCGUCGAGACCGUCACGUACAAGAUGGAGCGUGACGGGGUGGUGGAGACCCGCGUGGAGCAGAAGAUCACGAUCCAGAGCGACGGGGACCCCAUCGACCACGACCGGGCCUUGGCCCAGGCCAUCCAGGAAGCCACCAUGAUGAACCCGGACAUGACCGUUGAGAAGAUCGAGAUCCAGCAGCAGUCCAGCCAGGGCCAGUAGGCCCCUCCCCCUGGGCUUGUGACUGACACGGCUGCAGCCACCCCGGCAUCGCCGGAGACGCCAGCAUGGCACUGCCGACGCACCUCGCUGCAGGCGCCUCUUCCAACGGGGCUGUUCUACGUCGCCCCCUUGUUCUCCUUCCUGCGAGAGGCCGGCGCAAUCUGUUUGCCAAGGAAACCGGUUUGCUAGGGCGGCCAUCUUCAAAAGGCACUUUGGAAGUCGCCGGGCACACGUGCUCCGCUCCAUCGCCGAGCUUCCUUCGUUGCCGUCGCAAAUUUUUUGUAACGUGCUAUCGAACAAAAGCCACGGUCCUCGGUGGCAUUUUUUUUGCGAGGAAAGCUAAAAGUGUUAGACGGUAAUUCCUAAUUGCAUUUAUUAACCCACGCAUCUCUUUUCCACCUCCACGAUUCUGGUAAGCGACGCGGGGACCCUAAAUUGCUUCUCUCUCGCCGGCAAGGUCGGAAAUCAAAGUGCCUUUUUGAAAGUGGCCGCCGUCUGCGCAACUGCGGUCCGUUUGUAACGAAACGGCCGGCAUUCGUUACCUCAACGGCCGUUCCUUUCUGCAACUCGCAUUAACCGAUCUGAAGUCUUCGUCGAGGGACUAAAUAUAAUUGGGCUCCCCUGGGAGGGCCAUGUCUGGUGGCGAUCUCAAACACCACAGAAUCGGAGACCCCAUCACGAUCGAGCACUGAACUAGACUGGUCAACCGCGCAGAAGGGUUCGGCGAGACUUUGGCUUUGCCACCACCGCUCGCCUUGCCGUCAAACAUGGGCAGCUUUCCUUUACACGUUCUCAAAUCUCCGACAAAAUUUGUUUUAUCGUUUCCUCGCAAGUUUCACGACACGUAUUCAUACCGCAUAUCAUAUCCCCGAGCGUCGGUGCGCUAAAAUUAUAGUAUAUAUAUAUAUAUAUAUUGCUACCGCGGCUUUUUAAUUCCGUUGGUCGAGCCGACAAAGACGCUUCCGGUAGCAGCUGAAGCGCGUUUGACUGUCCGGGGGUAUUUUUGUAAGGGGGGAAGAACUGCUCAAGCGAGUGUACCUGCCAGCCGCGGCAGCGGGGUCUUCCCGUCGGGCGAGCGACCCCGCCGGAGACGCGACGCCCCCAGACUACAGUCUCCUCCCUCGGCGGCCGUGGCUGGACGGUGCCAACGGCGAGGUGCCUUCCAAGAGCGACCAUUCCAGGGCGUGCUCCCCCUCGGACGCGUCGGCGAAGGGGCUUGGAGAACCCCGGCCGAGACGCGCAGCCCGGUGUCCCGCAUCAACGAGACCCCCCCCCGCACGAGGUCCCGCGAGGGAAACGCGGCCGAGACGUUGCCGAGUCGAGCUGCGCGGCGUCUCGAGAUCUCGCGCGCGUCGGGGGCCCUCCAGGUCGCCGACUGCCCGCAACGAGGGGACGAAGCUACUUGCAAAGUGUUGGGAUUUCCACUUUUUUUAUUUCCGAUCUACGGGCGGCGUUGCAUCGUUCGCGGCCCCUUUUUGGUCCCCUUUGGGGAGCCAGCCCGGUGCUGGUGCUGCGGAGUGCUUGGAAGGGGCGACGACGACGAGUCCGUCUGGCGGGCGGCAUUUACGUCGUCGACGGGCGUUCCUACUUCCUUGAGAAUUUCGGGACAGAAUAAAUUGUUUCGCAGGCCGCUUUUCUUUCGAAAGGGGGUGUCCCCUCCCGCAUCUUGGAGUUACUCUUUCUUUGUUCCUAGGUGGUGCGAUUGGCUGCCGCAACGGCUCGAAACCGAGCGCGGCGCGGUUGCCCACACCCACCGAGCGAGCUAACUUGGGUCAGUUUGGCGACCCCCUUGUUAACCAGUGGCGCGAGAGGAGCCUAGAAAUGAGACGGGAACCCCGACCUACGUCGUUUUUAUUAUACCCGCGUUUUCUUGCCGGCUGUCUCAUUAAUUCAUAGAGAAAUAAAUGGUUGAAUAAAAAACAUUUUUGAAAAUUGCA
Messenger RNA from Ixodes scapularis (black-legged tick), 5270 nucleotides. Its product is annotated as protein 4.1 homolog. The record is from RefSeq and is a predicted model, not a curated record. Gene Ontology annotation, cellular component: cytoskeleton; plasma membrane. NCBI's taxonomy places the organism in Eukaryota, Metazoa, Arthropoda, Arachnida, Ixodida, Ixodidae. Gene Ontology annotation, molecular function: structural molecule activity; actin binding.